Messenger RNA from Phytophthora sojae, 462 nucleotides. RefSeq lists its product as hypothetical. The coding region runs from base 1 to 462 and encodes 153 amino acids. The transcript has 2 exons. The record is from RefSeq and is a predicted model, not a curated record. Lineage: Eukaryota; Oomycota; Peronosporomycetes; Peronosporales; Peronosporaceae.
AUGGGGCACCAUGAAGCGACCAGGUUGAGCGGUGUUGAUUCGCUGUUGACAGUGUCUGACAUUUGCCGUUCGCUUUCGGCUUCUUCUCGAAGUCUGCCCAUACGGGGUGGUCUGGGCGGCCUGAACAACGGGAAGGAGAGCGCUGCGAUGAUCGAGCUGGCGACGGUGUCGAAUGGUGACGUGGCUGAGUCGAUUCGGUCACGGAAGCUUGAGACGACGGAUGCUCCUCUGACUUCUCCUCGUGGAGCACCGGUGACUCAGAGACACGGUGCUGCCACCCCAGUGCAGCAGGCGAUCCCCAUUGCGCUGGAAACGAUGGCGAUGCAGAUUCUGGUAGCCUGUCCUGUGGUCGAGCUGGUAAGGCGCAAGUGCGGAGAUCGCUUCGAAGCCGAGUUCUUCGCUGGGAUGAGCUGGAGUCUCCCUCUGGCAAUUGAGGCCGCGCUGAAUGGGGCUUCUAUUUAG